GGCGGCGCGGCGGGCGGGGCGGGCGCUGGAGCCGAGGUGGAAGGAGCGCCGCCAUUUUGGGAGCUUCGAGUCAACAAUAAAGGGCCGAGGGUGCGAGCGGAGCGGCCUCGGCGAUUGAAGUGAGUGAAUUCAGAUAUAUAACCAAACCUCGUUAGAGAGCCUUUAAAAAUAUAAAAAGUUGAUUCGGUGCAUGAGAGCAAGUUACUGCUGCUUACUAUUCAGAGACUUACAGGUGCUUGCCUGCAUUGCAAUAAAGGACUCAAUAUUGAGCAAGACUUAUAUUUAUCUCUUCAUUUUGGAGAGCCUAAUAAACUGUAUUACAGUUUCUCUACUGACUUUCAAAAGUUUUGAAGUUUGGAAGAGACAUCUGUACAUUUAAUACAGCAUGAGCACGGCCAGAACAGAGAACCCUGUUAUAAUGGGUCUAUCCAGUCAAAAUGGUCAGCUGAGGGGCCCUGUGAAGCCCAGUGGUGGCCCCGGAGGAGGGGGCACACCAACACAGCAACAGAUGAACCAACUGAAAAACACCAACACAAUCAAUAAUGGCACUCAGCAGCAAGCACAGAGUAUGACCACCACUAUUAAACCUGGUGAUGACUGGAAAAAGACUUUAAAACUCCCUCCAAAGGAUCUAAGAAUCAAAACUUCGGAUGUAACCUCCACAAAAGGAAAUGAGUUUGAAGAUUACUGUUUAAAGCGGGAGUUACUGAUGGGAAUUUUUGAAAUGGGCUGGGAAAAGCCAUCUCCUAUUCAGGAGGAGAGCAUUCCCAUCGCUUUAUCUGGUAGGGAUAUCUUAGCUAGAGCAAAAAAUGGAACGGGCAAGAGUGGUGCCUACCUCAUUCCCUUACUUGAACGGCUAGACCUGAAGAAGGACAAUAUACAAGCAAUGGUGAUUGUUCCUACAAGAGAACUUGCUCUACAGGUCAGUCAAAUUUGCAUCCAGGUCAGCAAACACAUGGGAGGGGCCAAAGUGAUGGCAACCACAGGAGGAACCAAUUUACGUGAUGACAUAAUGAGGCUUGAUGAUACAGUGCACGUGGUAAUAGCUACUCCUGGGAGAAUCCUGGAUCUUAUCAAGAAAGGAGUAGCAAAAGUUGAUCAUGUCCAGAUGAUAGUAUUGGAUGAGGCAGAUAAGUUGCUGUCACAGGAUUUUGUGCAAAUAAUGGAGGAUAUUAUUCUCACGCUACCUAAAAACAGACAGAUUUUAUUGUAUUCCGCUACUUUCCCUCUUAGUGUACAGAAGUUCAUGAAUUCCCAUUUGCAGAAACCCUAUGAGAUUAACCUGAUGGAGGAGUUAACUUUGAAGGGAGUAACCCAGUACUACGCAUAUGUAACCGAGCGCCAAAAAGUGCACUGCCUCAACACACUUUUCUCCAGGCUUCAGAUAAACCAGUCGAUCAUUUUCUGUAACUCCUCUCAGCGAGUUGAAUUGCUAGCCAAGAAGAUUUCUCAACUGGGUUAUUCUUGCUUCUAUAUCCAUGCUAAAAUGAGGCAGGAACAUCGAAAUCGUGUCUUUCAUGAUUUCCGAAAUGGCUUAUGCCGCAAUCUUGUUUGCACUGAUUUGUUUACCCGAGGUAUUGAUAUACAAGCUGUGAAUGUGGUAAUAAACUUUGACUUCCCAAAGCUGGCAGAGACCUAUCUCCAUCGCAUUGGAAGAUCAGGUCGCUUUGGUCAUCUUGGCUUAGCUAUCAACUUGAUCACAUAUGAUGAUCGCUUCAACCUGAAAAGUAUUGAGGAGCAGCUGGGAACAGAAAUUAAACCUAUCCCAAGCAACAUUGACAAGAGCCUAUAUGUGGCGGAAUACCACAGCGAGCCUGUAGAAGAUGAUAAACCAUAACAAGCAUGUGUGUACCUACAGAAUAGCUAAGCUUUGACAAACUAAAGAAGGCUUGCUUGGAUCUGUGACACAUCAUUUUGGGGGGGAUGCUCUUCUCUUGUGGGUUUUUCAUCUUUUAUUUUGGAACUAUGAAGAUUUAAAAGAACUCAGACAUUUUUUUCUUUUUUAACUGGUGAAAAGAAAAAAGCUGAAAAGAAGGAAUUUACCUUUUUUGUUCCACUUGUUUGCACUGUGUGCUGACUGAACAUUAGUUGCACUAACUGCUGGAUUUUUAAAAAUGUUUUCUGGGGAAAAGGGGGGACAAGGAAGGAGGAGAAAGAAGAGAAGGGAGAAACCCUAAAAAGAGAAGAAUUUUGAUGAACACACAAGCUUGUCUAUUAUUUCCGAAUUCUCCAACAGCUGACUCUUGUGCAUUUCAACUUCUCCCUGAUGACUCAUCCGUUUUUUAAGCCUGAAGAGCUUAUUACUUAUUUGUGCGAAGUGCCUUAUGCUAUGAGACCAUUCAGAAUAUCAUCUUCUAGACACAGCCCAAGGAAUCAACAAUAGUAAUUCUUUCCUUUUAUUUCUUUUUAAAACUUUUUAUUUCAUUUUGGUUUCACGUUGAAGUCUCUCUCUUCCCUUUCUACCCAGUACUCAAGCCCAGGGCUGAAAGAUGAAACCUAUUAGUAAUGUUAAACACCAUUUUUUUUCUUUAAGUGGAGGAGUUGAUAUGCAACUGCAGUUCAUCCGCACUGUAAAUACAUGUAUUUAAGAAACAACCACACAAUCCCAAGUAAAAAUUUCUUCUGGGCUGAGUCAAUGCAACAUCAUUGCUCCCAAAGGAAAGAGCGUCUCUGUCAUUGCAGGAGCCAUACGACAAGCCUUUGUGCUCUGUACGGAACACUAGAGACUGGUUCAUGUGCGUCUCCAUUCGCAGCUAUGGCACUCGAGGUGUAGCCUGUCAGCCUUGACCCUCUUUCCUCUGGCAAAGCGCGUCCCAUAGAAAACUGGGUGUGUACACUUGUAUAAACUUUGUAAAUAUGUUUUUUUCUGCGUUCAUAUAUAUAUAUAUAUAUAUAUAUAUAUAUAUAUAUAUAUACACACACACACACACACAUACAUAUAUAUAUAUAUAUUUUGUUUGUUUUUGAUGAAGGUUGCUGGGAUUAAGGGGAUUAGAGUGAUUAUGGGAGCAGCUAAGAUGAGAGGGGCUCAGUUUUCCGCAACACUAAAUUCUAGAAAGUACUUUAACCUCUUACUGUAGCAAGCGGACUCCUGUGGGGACCCUGUGCUGGGAAAGGGCCCCAGAAGUCUUCACUGUUUGCUGCCACACUGUCUCUAGUAUCUGUAGAGGAGGGAGGCCUGCCAGAGGGAGCAAGGAAACUUCAAAAACCUGGCAUUCCUGGGGUUAUUUUUGAAAGGCUCUCUCUUACUGUGCUUUUUUCCCCUUUUUUAAAGUUUGAGAAACUUUUUAAGCUCUGCAAAAGGGGACAAAGAUUAAUUACAUGCAGUGUGGAACCUCCCUUGAGUGGCAGCAUUGAGCAGUAUGUGUAUAAGCGUGACUUUGCGUUUCACAAUAUUAGCCAGUACCAGCUUCGGUGAGGCUAGCAGUUCUGGGGCUUCAUUUUUGUGGGUCACUUCCUAUACUGUGUAAGUGUGUGCCCUCUGCCCACUUUGAUACGUAAACUUGCAGGAACGGGCAACCCUGAGAGCUGCUGCUUGCCAUGCUUUAGCUUUGUGACGAGAAUUGUCAUGUUUGCAUUGUAAAUUGCUGGCAAAUGCUUUACAGUCAAUAGUGUUGCAUUAAAUUGUGCCCCUCCCAACAUGCUUGAUGUUUGGCCUGAUCUCCAGGCAAAAGGAGUGAGAUGAAUCAAAACCAGUGAACUUUUUUUAAAAAACGUUUUUAAUUCCCUUUUAACCCAGUGUACUAGGUCAAUCAGGAGGCAUCUAGGGUUUAAAAAAAAAAAAGGCAAAAUAAAAAUUUUUUUAUUUGAUUUCCAUAUUCCAUUGUUUUUCAGAGCCCUAAAAUAGUACAAGUCCUGCCUAUGUUUUCAUGCUUAACUCAUCUGGAUAAAGAAAUCAGUUACUCAAAGUUUCUUUUUUGACUCUGUCUAGUUCUAAACAAAAAUGAUUUGUGACUCACCCAGAAUUCCUUGAAGAUCAAAAUCCUGCAGAUGCCUCCUGAUCAGACAUAGCCCUAACUCCUUAGAAACUAGCAAGAGCUGCACAGUACAAACCCCCCAAAAUAAGCUCAUUUAUUUGGUAUCCACGCCACAUAGGUUCUUCUACCAGCCAUUGUUGGCAACUAAGUACAAGCCCUAGUUAAGGGAGUAACUUUUUUUCCAGGGAGGGGUGGAGGGAGGGAGUUUAAAAGGCAUCAACUUUUGACCAAAAAAUAUAUAUAUAUAUAUAUAUAUAUAUAUAUAGUCUCUGUGUACUGAUGCAGCCCUCUUUCCUCCCCAUCUCUGGCAAGAUAAGAGGGAUCAUUCUAGAAGAAAAGCAAGAAAGCUUAUAAAUGCAGUUUUAUAUCUCGCUAGAGUGCGGGUGACUAUAAACAGCACAGUCCUCUCCGCCAUCCUCAGACUGUCUGCUUGGUGCCACAUGCCUGUGGGUCCCUCUUAAAGCACAGACGUUUAAUUGAAAGUAUUCCUGAAGUACAGCCUCGGAUGAGGAGUGGCACUUAAACUGUCUGGGACACCAGGAUUGGACACAGCCUUGUGCGGGCAGCUGUCCAGUUUUGGUGCUUGACUCUUGAAUAGGAAUUGUAAAACGGAAAGAUGCUCUAAGGCAGCGGUCACCAACCAGUGGUCCGUGAGGUCCGAAAGGUUGGCGACCGCUGCUCUAAGACUAGGUCAAAUCCUAGUCUCUUUUUCUUUUUAAAUCCCCUUCGCAAUAAGGAGCAUUUGUUACUAUUGGAAGUUGUUUUCGUGUUCUUCCGGUAUAGGGUGUUUAUUUUAAGUCAUGGUGAUAUUUUUUCCAGUGGUUCAUUUGGAUGAAAACUAUUCCCUCUUUUUAAUACUUAAAUAACGUCAGCCCAUUGUUUAGCCUGUGGUUAUGUGGUUGUGUGAUGGUUCUGGACCGUUGCACACCUUGCUGCCUCUGGGCCUGUUUUUCCUUUAGGAUUGGACUAAAUUCCAAAAUUAUCUUCCAUGGGAAGAAGUAAAGGAGAGAGAAAUCUAAAUAUGUCUCUAAAUUGUCCAGUUUGCCCCGCACCAUAAUACGGGGGGCCCCAAAGGUGGGGGGUGGGGGCGGGCGGUUAUCAGUAUUUGUUUUCAGAAUGAGAUGGGAGCAUCUUUCCUCUGCCGUGUGCUUUGUGUUUGAUACCAUCAUGCUUGGGUUGGGUUAGAACCAGACGACUCGGCACAAAGCCUGGAGUGUAAACUGUUGGAAUCAAACAUCUCAUUCUGAUUACUUGGCUUAAUUUUUUUUUCUUUUUUUUUAUAGGGGUGGGAGGGAGGUGACUGCCCCAAAGGGAGGGUGUCUGCACUGAGGAUUUAGAAACACUUUGAAGCUCUUAGCCUCGUCAGAAGUUGCCUUUAGCCACUCUCUGACCUUAUGGAUGAGUAACACAAAGAUGAAGUAAAUUCUUGGGAAUUAAGCCAUGUUAUUUUAAUUUGUCACUUUGUUCAGCGUUGUAUGUAUCUUAAAAAAUGUUAUUGUGAAAUCAUUUUCUGGCAAAAUAUCUUUGUCAAACAAAAUUAUAGGCCUAGUGGGAGUUGAUGUUAGUCAACUUUUUGGUGAACUUGAUUGAGCUUGUGGUUCUACUGUAUAUCCUUAAAGAUAGUUUUUAAAGCUCCCAAAGAAAGUCUACUCCUGACCUAAAAACUCAUCUUGGGGUAAAGAGUUAAGGGUCCAAAGGCUAUAGCAGUUCAUGAGGUCAGAGGGAGCCAGCCUGGCAUGGACUCUGCCCCUCCACAGCUGACAGAUUCCAACCGGAAGUGUAUUUAAAUUCUCUGUAGACAAUGCUGGGCAGGGGAGGGGAGGGUGGGUUAUGAAGAUACAGGCUACUGGGUUUUAACCAGUGGUUGUGGGGCAGGGGUGCCUGGAGGAAACCAAGUCACUGUUCCCUUUUGAAACAAAACUAAAACCUGAAAAUUUUUGUUCAGUGAAAAUGGGGUCUAAUUUCAUGGUCCCUAGCCACAAGGGGCCAGUCCCACUGAGAAAUGAACAGUGGGGACUCAAAAUUUUGCAAACAUUUGGGGGAAGGGACAAUUGGCUUCUGUUAAUUGGCAAAUGUUCCAGUGGGGCUUCCUUUUUGUUGGGGGGUGUUAUGUUGUAGGUGCACAUGUGGACCAGAGUCUGCUGAGGUUAUAAAGUUCAGAAAAGAUGGUUGAUAAAAUCUUGGCUUUUGUUAAUGUAUCUCAAUAAAGCCCACUGGAACUCCA
This is a messenger RNA of Myotis myotis, 6201 nucleotides long. It is a transcript of the gene DDX6, whose product is annotated as DEAD-box helicase 6. Gene Ontology annotation, molecular function: mRNA binding; RNA helicase activity; ATP binding. Bases 386 to 1837 code for a protein of 483 amino acids. The transcript has 14 exons. The record is from RefSeq and is a predicted model, not a curated record. Gene Ontology annotation, cellular component: P-body; cytoplasmic stress granule. NCBI's taxonomy places the organism in Eukaryota, Metazoa, Chordata, Mammalia, Chiroptera, Vespertilionidae. Gene Ontology annotation, biological process: cytoplasmic stress granule assembly; P-body assembly.